AAUGAGGGAUUUCUCUGCCUCCUCAUCUGUAUUUAAACAAAACAAAAAGUUCGAGAUGAGAAAUGGACUCGGUGCUGACACGCUACCUUGCAACAGAAAGUUAUUUCUACGCGAACAGAACGUGCUGUGAUAUAGUAAAGACAACACACACACGCACGUACACAGAGGACGUUCGGUAAGCUUCUGUCUGAAGACCGUGAUUCUCCUUCGGGAGCCAGAAGAAUCUGCCAUGAAAUGAUUCCUGGAAAUCCCUGGAUCCCAACUCGAUCCAAGCGACCGAUUCUAAAACUAUGCGUCCCUCUCGUGGGUACUUUGGUCAUUCAUAAUCAUGAAUUCAUACAGCUACGAUAUUGUGAAAUUUUGUCAAAUGACAUUGAGUCAUGUUAAUAACGACCUUGGCUACGGGUUUGGCGAUGUUGCCCGUAGAUGUAUUCUUUAUAAAUUGGCUUUGUUCCUCGGAACAUUGUUUACCCUUGGACAUGUUGGAAAAAGGAUUUGGAUGCUAUGGAAGGAGAGAGCUGAACCCACAGUUCACCUGGGGGGCGGCUGUGACAACCCUAUAACGGCUCUGAAGGAGGACGACAGAUGCAUGAACGGAGUGGCGGGAUUUAAGGACGUUUUCGAUCAGAAGGUCCAGAGGUACGACGAAGAAAUCCACAGACUGAAAAGUGAAAACUGUCGGUUUCGAACUCUGUUGAAGGAGAAGGAAGACCUCUACGACCAAAUAAUUGAAAAUUUCGACAACGUGAACCAUCGUACCAUUGCUAAUUACCAGGAGCUCAGAGCGGAAAAGGACUUACAAAUUCGAGAUCUAACGGAGGAGCUGCAAAGGCUUCAGUGCGAUAAUGAAGACAAGGACAUACUAAUUGAAAGUCUUAACGCGGAAAUCUCUCAACAAGAGAGAGAAGACGGAUUAAUAAAGGACCUAGAAGGAGAAAAUAUGGAAAUGAAGACUCAAAUUGACCAACUUAGAAUAGAAAAAGUAGAGUCUGGAAAGAUAAUUAACGGUUUGAACAUGGAAAUCCAGACUUUGCUUAAGGAAAACGAAAAACUGGAAGGUCAGGCAGAUGACUUGAAAGAAAAGCUGGCUAAUUGUGAAACUUUGAAUUAUGAAAAGGACUUGCUGUGUGAUGAACUAAGAAGCGAAAAAUUGGAACAAGAACAUAUAAUUAGCAGUCUUAAGAGGCAGGUCCAGAAAUGUGAAGAAGAAAAGGAAAAGAUGAAAAACGAAAUGGAAGAUAAGCUGGCUAAUAGUGAAGCUUUGAAUAAUGAAAAGGACUUGCUAAUUGGUGAAUUUAUUGAGGAAAAAUUGGAACAAGAACAUAUAAUUAGCAGUCUUGAGGGUCAGGUCCAGAACUGCGAAGAAGAAAAAGAAAAGAUGAAAAACGAAAUAGAAGAGAACAGGGCUAAUUUUGAAGCUGACAAUUAUGAAAAAGACCAAAUGAUUAAUAAGCUCAGGAUAGAAAACCUGGAACAAGAAAUUAAGAUUGACCAUUUGAAGAGGACGGUCCAGAAUUAUGAAGAACAAAAUGAAAAAUUGAAAAGGGAAAUGGAAGACAUGAUGGCUGAUUUUGAAGAUUUGGACCUUAUGAUUGAUGUACUAAGAAACGAAAAAUUGGAACAAGAAAAUACAUUUUGGAGUCUUAUGAGGCAGGUCCAGAACUGCGAAGAAGAAAUGAAAAGAUGA
Molecule: messenger RNA, 1687 nt
Organism: Macrobrachium nipponense
Lineage: Eukaryota; Metazoa; Arthropoda; Malacostraca; Decapoda; Palaemonidae
Product: putative leucine-rich repeat-containing protein DDB_G0290503
Exons: 1
Coding region: 329-1687 (452 amino acids)
Source: RefSeq, a predicted model, not a curated record